This is a messenger RNA of Aspergillus versicolor CBS 583.65, 1395 nucleotides long. RefSeq lists its product as uncharacterized. The transcript has a single exon. Lineage: Eukaryota; Fungi; Ascomycota; Eurotiomycetes; Eurotiales; Aspergillaceae. The record is from RefSeq and is a predicted model, not a curated record. The coding region runs from base 1 to 1395 and encodes 464 amino acids.
AUGGCAGGCGAGGAAGACCCUAGCAAGAAGCAACCUGCUUCCUCGCCUGAGAGCUCUCGCCAGCGGCCCGAUGACGAUAAUCCUUUUGUCGCAUUUCGUCGAUUCGCCGACGAACAAAUUUCCUCCAUGCUCCAGUCUGUAAUGGGCAUUCCCUCUUCCUCGACAGCUCCACGAUCAGACCAAUGGUCCGUUUUCACCGAAGACCAAAAUUACCGCGACGCCCGGCGCCAAAACUAUAACACCAAUGACGCAAACAAUAGAGAUGGAACGUUGGGCUCAGGAAAUCAAGGCUCCCCUUCAACGCAAAACGGUACUAAUUCCAACAACAUAUCACCAAGCUCGCCGUCGAGAUCAGAGCGCUCUAGUUUGGGAAAUUCGUUCGAUAUGGAUAUGUUCUUUAACUCGUUUUUCGAUCGCUUCUUGCUCGACUUCUUCCAGCCGUCCCACCAGACCUUCUUUUCUCCCCUCGUGAGCUCCGAUUCCGCCUAUUGGCCUGUCAACUAUCUCAUGUUCAGCCCUUACUCGCCGCUACACCUCGAGCGCCAGGCGCGUUACCGGUCUCAUCGUGAGCAGGGUGUUUUAUCGUCGUUGAUAUCAUCUAUGGGACCCUCUCCCGAUCCCGAUCCCGAAGAACCAAGAUGGCGCGAAGCUUUUGAGGAUCUAUUGCGACUUGAGAAUGGAAUGCCUAUGCUAGACCGCGAGCCAGGUCCAGUUGCCAAACAGGAAUCCGGGAAGGAGUGGAUACAUAACCUGGUCAAACGGGGCAGUCUGGGGAGCCAGUGGAAGUUUGUUUCUGGAUCUGACAAACAUCCGUGGUCGAGCAUUACAUUGGAGCGCUCGGAGGAUACUAAAGAAGAGGGCCGCCCCUUGAAGGGGACAGAGAGGACUGAUUGGGCCGCGGAAGAUACGAACGCUAAACAGCUUACGGAACUGGAUCUAUACGACCGCUUUCUUGCGGACAUUGAUGCCCGCGAGAAGGAAUUUUUCGGCGAUUUCCACCACAGCCCUCUUCUGCGGUUGCUUAUCGAUGACAGGCUCGGGGCCAUAAACGGCGUCCUAUCCGCUGAAAGAGAGUCUAGCGACGACACAGAGAGCUGGUUGGAGCUUGUAUCCGGCGGGAAUAAACAUUCUACCCCCGAAUCUACCGAAGUCGCUCACCCGCCGACCACAGCAGAAGAGAAAUCCCCGGCGGAAAACUUCGUGCUAUCGACCCAAGUUAGCACAGACCGCGUCCGUCUCCCGGAUGGCUCGAUUCAAACGAAAACCGUGAAAACCAAGAGGUUCGCCGAUGGCCGUGAGGAAACGAACGAAUCGACCGAGGUUGUCAAUCCGCCUCAACACGACCAAGGCUCUUCGUCUGGCGAGAAGAAAAACGGGUGGUUCUGGAAAGACUAG